Messenger RNA from Knipowitschia caucasica, 6540 nucleotides. NCBI's taxonomy places the organism in Eukaryota, Metazoa, Chordata, Actinopteri, Gobiiformes, Gobiidae. The record is from the annotation of a GenBank genome assembly.
AUGGAUUCUCCGCGGGUGGACUCUGCCCUGUCCUCAACAUUCAGCUCAGUCUGCCGCCAGGAUCUCAAGUUUCCUCUUUCGGCUCAAGAACUUCACACAAACCUUCUUUUCUCCUUGUUUGCGACGUGGUUACAAUGUGAAGAAAUGGCCGGGACAAGCUCUGAUUGGGUGGAGAUUCUGGAGCCACGCUCUCGUGAGAGGAUGUAUGUGAACCUGAUCACUGGCGAGUGUGGCUGGGAGCCUCCCUCUGGAGUACCUGUUCGUCAGGCUGAUGGGAACCAGUGGUGGGAACUGUUUGAUCCCAAUAGUGGACGUUUUUACUACUACAAUUCCACCGGCCGCCGCACUGUGUGGCACCAGCCUCAGGGAGCAGACAUUGUACCACUGUCUCAGUUACAAGCCAUGAAGCGCAGCAAAGAGGCCAAGAAAGCUGGAGCUCUGGACAGAGCCCAGCAUGACACCACAGGCAGCAUCAGCAGCAUGGGGAGCCAGGACCGCAGCAAGCCUCUGUCAGAGGAGGAUAGAGACCCCCUGGCCAAUAGUCUGAACACCCAAGAUGAAUGCUCCCAUCCUGAGCUUGACCCUUCAGUGGACCGUCGGUCACAAGGGGACGGCAGCAGUGUGGAGCUCAACUCUGAGAGCGGCAAAGACACACAAAGAGAUGGUCUUCAGAGAUGGCAGCCUGCACCUGGCUCUAAAGCAGCUAUGUUGGUGAAGGUGAACAGCAUGAGCCGAGGUCAGGCCAUGCAGCAGCAGCAGUUCCUUCAACUCAGCGGCUCGGGCAAGACCAACACCUUAAUCAUACACACCGCAAACAGCAAGCAAGGAGGACACUCGGCACAGGGCUAUAAAACUGCUCCUUCUGGCAAAUCAGGAAUAGAUGCACGGCACGCUCAUCACCUGAGGAAAGCCAGCAAUGGAAGCUUCUGUUUGGUUGCAGAUGGUGGUCAUCCUAGUCCCCGGCUGCAUCGCUCACAGACCAGUACCCCUCGCCCUGUUUCCCCUCAGUACAACUACUCCACCCCGAUCUAUGAUGAGCCAGUAACUGAAUGUCCCAUUUAUGAUGAACCUCCCAUGGACAUGGAGAUAGAGGGUGCUCAUCUCUACAAUGGACAGCAAUUGUCCCAUCUGACACCCACUCAGAGCCUGCAAAAACCGAAGUUUUUACAGCAUCCUACACCUGGUUCCAGACACCGGAGGAACCCCUCCUGCUCAGACUACAGUCCAGCUGGACUUGAGUGCAUCAAACACAUGGUCAAUAUUGACCCAAAGCAAGGACCUGCAACUAGCUCCCCUGUACCCACACGUACCCCUUCCCCUACUUCUAGACAGGAGCCUCUGGUACCCCAGACCCAUCCCCAGUCAAGAGGACAGGUACGAGAAAGGGAGGCCACCCAGGCUCCCAAUACACUGGACAAAAAGCAGAACUGGAGAGUCCUGGAGGCGACAGUUCAGCGUGCUAUGGAUGCUCGUCACAGCCGCCAAAGCAGCCAGGCCUCUCAGGACUUCCCUUCAUCAACACCCCAGCCCACAGCCAACUACCAGGACUCUGGUUACUCUACUGGGCCCUCCCCCAGUCUGAGGAGGAAAAGUCGGAGGAGAGUUGGACCUGGGGCUGUAGCUGGAGGUAGACCAGGCUCAGUUGGAAGCACUGGUGAGCUGUGCGCCCAUGAGAAGCUGAUGGCUGAGAUGAGAGAGGUGGUCAGUCGCUCCAACACCAUGAGGGAGGUACGUGCAGGGCUAGACCCCCAGGACAUGGUGGACAGAGGAGUCAUUCCACGCACACGCUCCCCUGCAAACUCUCUGCGGUGGUAUGGAGAUAGUACAGGGGGAUCAGGAAGGUCAACCUCACGAGAGGACCUCGCUUCAGCACCCAGAUCUUUAGGAAGAGGAAUCCCCGCUCUGAGCCCUUUGGAGAUGCCUGGGAGACAGAAGAGAACCUAUGAGAAAGUGGAUACACUGGAGACUACUGUGACCAGCCAAACCAGUUUGUCUUCCCCUGAGACCCCAGGACCCCCAUCUCAGGUGGGAACUCUUGAGCUUUCAACCACACUGGACGGUCACAAGAAAGGCAUGGCAGAUGGACGCACUGCUUCCUUAGGCCCUCACCGCACAGAAGGGGGAAAGGGAGCCGUCUCAGAUGGAGGAAGAGGAAUUCGGAUGUCCUACCAGCUUGCCUACGCCACCCUGCGACAACCCCCGCCCCCAGAGGUGGGCAUGGAGGACUGGGCCAGCAAACACCUCAACAUGCACACCCAAGGCCUGUUUCGGAGGCGCGUGUCCAUCGCCAACAUGCUCUCAUGGAACCGAGGCUCCAUCAAAAAGCCCAUGCUUGUCACCAGCAACCGCACCGUCCGCAAAGAGGCCUGUGAGAUGUUCAAACUGGUCCAGGCCUUCAUGGGGGACCGGCCCUCUCGCCUGGACCGUAGACACAGCGCACUGUUGAUUGUCACAAAGUGCUGGGACCUGCCGGGACUGAGAGACGAGCUCUAUGUGCAGCUGGUGAGACAGACCACGGGGAAUGGGAGUCCCAGGAGUCUCGCAGCGGGCUGGGAGCUGAUGGCGGUCAGCUUGGCCUUCUUUGCACCGUCGCCAAAGUUCCGCUGUUACCUGGAGGGCUACAUCCAGAGGCACACGGAACCUAUCAGCGACAAGAAAUGUGAGUCUCACAUUGAGCUACACGUGACUCAGUUCAUCCUGGACCAACAAGAUCUGAAACUGAAGAAGAACUCAAAAUCCAGAAAGAAGAGAAAGCAAAGCACUGAUGAGGAGGACGAAGGUCUAGCUAUUAGCACUUAUGCAAAGUUUUGCCAUCGGAAGCUUCAGAAAGUCGCCAUCACGGGUGGGAAAAAGGGCCUACGGAAGCCGACCCUAGAGGAGAUCGACCACAGCAGACGAGCCAUAGUUACCCCUUCAUUGUUUGGCAGCUCUCUGGAGGAGGUUAUGGAGAGGCAGAGUGAGCUGUUCCCAGACAGGAAACUACCAUGGGUGCAAGUUCAGCUCUCCCAGUAUGUCCUGGGGCUGGGCGGCGCUCAGACAGAGGGCAUCUUUAGAGUGCCUGGAGACAUUGACGAGGUGAAUGCCCUGAAGCUUCAGGUCGACCAGUGGAGGAUUCCAGAGAAUCUAUCAGACCCUAAUGUUCCUGCCUCCCUAAUGAAGCUGUGGUAUCGAGAGCUGGAGGAGCCACUCAUCCCAAUGGACUUUUACAAGCAGUGCAUCAGUAACUGUGACGACCCAGGGGCGGCCAUCACCGUGGUCCAGUCUCUGCCUGAGCUCAAUAGGCUCGUCCUCUGUUACUUCAUCAAUUUUCUUCAGGUUUUUGCUCAACCAUCCAAUGUUUCCAUCACCAAAAUGGACGUGAAUAACUUGGCUAUGGUGAUGGCUCCUAACUGCCUGCGCUGCCAGUCUGACGACCCACGAAUCAUCUUUGAGAACACUCGCAAAGAGAUGGCUUUCCUGAGAAUGCUCAUCGUUCAUCUGGACACAAGCUUCAUUGAAGGACGCGCGCCGGUGGAGCAGUCACACCACGGCGGAGAGAAAUUUAACUGCGUGGCCCGGAGCAGGCGCGGGACAAGCCGAUUCUGGGCUUUUCACUGGAAUUAUUCUGCUUUAUUUGGACUCACACCUUCGCACACGCACUGGGGACAAGGAAGCAGAAAUCAUACUGAUGUGGCCAGUAUGAAUAAGACACCCCCUAACAGAAGAGGGAUUACAUUUGAGGUGGGGGCUCAGCUAGAGGCUAGAGACAGCCUCAAGAACUGGUAUCCAGCAAACAUAGAAAAGAUUGAUUAUGAAGACGAAAAAGUGCUUAUCCAUUAUCGGCAGUGGAGCCAUCGUUAUGACGAGUGGUUUGACUGGACUAGCCCAUAUUUACGCCCUGUAGAGCGGGUCCAGCUAAGGCGACGGGGCCAAAACAGUGACGGCUCUAUGCCUGGGUUUCAUGUGAAUGACAAGGUUCUUGCGAGCUGGUCUGAUUGUCGAUUCUAUCCGGCCAAGGUAACAACCGUCAACAACGAUGGUUCCUAUACAGUAAAAUUCUACGACGGUGUUGUCCAGACAGUAAAGGGAAUACACGUGAAACCCUUUAUUAAAGAAAGGGGGGUUGGGAGGCCCAGGUCGGGAGACAGGAUGGUAAGGAGUGGUCCAAACCGCAGGGACAGGAAGUCUCACCAAAACGGAGGCCCAAAGAUGAAGCAUGCCAGACGCAGCACUUCAGAUCAGGAGGACGACAGCAGUGAAGAGGAAGAUCAUGUGGAGCAGAUGAAAGCAAAUGGGGAUAUUGAGUCGUCAUCUUGUCAUGAACAAAAUGAUGUGUCCAACCAUAACGGAGACACAGAACUGUCUAAUGGAGUCAAGAUGGAAAGUGACACGUGUGAUUUCAAUGGAGAAAUUGCAAACGAGGAAGGACUCUCUGAACAAAGAACAAAGCCAUACUCUGACUUUUCAAAGCCAUAUACAGACUCUAAUGACAUUUCCACACUGACGGAGACAGGUUCCAUUACUAUGACGACCGCACAAGCCAAUGGCGAUGCGGAAGAGAAGCCAGUCGGUCAAACGGAGAGCACGCAGUACCCAGUAGACGUGCCAACUCUUCAACCUGCUAAACCUAUCAGAAAGCAGGGUUUCCACAACCCCAACAGGUUCAGCAGAGAACCAUUGUACAGAGUUAUCAAAAACCAACCUCCUCCCGUCUUGUCCAUCAACCUUGACCACAAUCCUUUUAAGUGCAGCGCGCCUGGGUGCUCAAAGUCAUUCCGAAAAGCCAAGCUUCUGCACUAUCACAUGAAAUAUUAUCAUGGGGAAGAGCAGCUUCCAGAGCUGGAGCGUGGCUCGCUCCGAAACGUCCACACCAGAACAGAGGAUAAACCCACCGCUGUCUUUGAAGGUCCCAAAAGAAGGCGCACAAUCUCUGCCACAAUGCAAUCUGUAGGAAUGGUUACUGGCCCUAAGGCAGGAGGCAGACGAACCUCUGCUCCACCGGCUGUUAACGCCCAAGCGCAUCACCAAAGAGCGCUGCUGAGGGAAAAGAGCAAAGAAAACCAACUGGAUAGAAAUGUAUUUCAGCCUGACAAAGAUGACAAAUCAGCCUUUGAUAUGGGCUCGGUUAAAGACAAAUUUAGGGAAAAACCGAAACAAAAAGACUUUCUUCGAAUUAAAUUGAAAAAGAGAAAGAAAAAAAAGAAGGCGAUGUCUGACUACACGGGUAGUGAGGAGAAUAUUGACUUAUUGGGUCAUCAGGCCAAAUUGAAUUUGACGCUCAAAAGCCCCCACACACACAUUCAAAACCCUGAGACCUGGCCGCGCAGGCCUGGAAAGGCCUUGUCAGAGCAGAUACAGGAGGAUGAUGAGGAUAGUUUAAGUGACUGGUCAACGGACAGUUGUGGGUGGACUGAUGAUGACUUCGAAGAUCUGGACGUCACCACCCCACCCCUCAGCAUCGACUCUGGAGCUGUAGACACAGGUGACCAAGAAAUAGUACGCUGCAUCUGUGAGGUGGAGGAGGAGAAUGACUUCAUGAUCCAGUGUGAAGAGUGCCUGUGCUGGCAGCAUGGCACCUGCAUGGGGUUACUUGAGGACAAUGUCCCAGACAUAUAUACCUGCUAUAUUUGCAGAGAUCCUCCAGGUCAGAGACUGAGCCAGCGCUAUUGGUAUGAACGCGAGUGGUUGAGCAAUGGUCAUAUGUUUGGCCUUUCAUUCCUGGGAGAGAACUACUCUCGUCAGAAUGCUAAAAAAAUCACUAGCACUCAUCAGCUGUUAGGAGAUGUGCACCAUGUGCUGGAGAUGCUUAAUGGCCUACGGCUCAAAAUGAGUGUUUUACAGGACAACAGCCACUCUGAUCUGCAGCUGUGGCGCCAGCCCUGGAAACAGGCGGAAAGGACACGUUUUCACACAGACUCUGAUUCAUGUCGAGGCAGUGAUCUGGCUCCUUCUCCAGCCGCUCCUGACGAGGAUCUGAGCCGAGGAGAAGGCCUCAUAUCAAACGCCCUGGAGAAGCUGAGUCGGGCCACCACAGCCCACAACUCCUCCUCAUCCUGCUCCUCCUCCCCAUUCCCCUCUUUUCAGGACUCUUACAUUACCAGUGACCACUGUUACCAAAAACCAAGAGCCUACUACCCGGCUGUGGAGCAAAGACUCGUAGUGGAAACUCGACAAGCCUCAGAAGUAGACGGAAACCUGAGAAAUACUGAGGAGCUAUUGGAGCCGGAACAGCGUUACAGGAGUCUGCUGCCUGAUUCAGAGAAACCCAAGACAGCAUCCACCUGCAAUAAGGUUGGUAACACCUGGUCACAAGAAGUAAAGGAAGAGCGGAAGCAUGCGGAGGACAACAGCCAGCACCAUCAGCAGUGGCAACUCAACUUGCUCGAUCACAUUGAUGCUGUCCAAGAUCAGGUUUCUUAUAGAAUGGACUUCAUCGAAAGGGAACUUGAUGUGUUGGAGAGCUGGCUGGACUACACUGUUAAGCAAGAUUCAGCAGGGAUCACAUUCUUCAUCACAAGACUGAGAUUGUCAGCAAUUUUCCUGAAGUUUUUGCAUGAUUGA